AUGUCGGGCGCAACACCCUCUCCUGAGCCCGGGGCCGGGAAAGGUUAUGGCAUUCAAAUCGCAUACCGUACAUUAUCAGUUCGCGCCGAAGAGAAACAGAGUCAAACGGCUUCCAAAUCACCGCCAGAUCCAGCGGACGCAAUUGCAAGCAUAGAUGCCCACCUACUGAGUGUCGACGAAGUAUAUACCCGGUAUUCCAGUCAUCCCACCGUCGGUUUGGAGCUUGCCGCUGUUCGUCGCAGGGAGAAUGAUGGCAAGAAUGUCAUUAGUCCCCCACCUACCGUCUACUGGAAGAAAACGCUUAAUUAUGUUUUUGGUGGCUUCAACUUUCUCAUGUGGAUCGCUUUUAUCUUGACUAUCCUCUGCUAUAAACCACUCGGGCCUCCUGAAGCUUUCACUCUUGGUGUUGCCGUGCUGUUGCUCCUCGUCAUUAUUCUUUCUGCUACAUUCUAUGCUUUGGUCGAUUGGAACGCGAGCAGAAUCAUGAAGUCGAUAAAAUCUCUGAUUGCACAUGAGGCUGUGGUCAUUAGGGACGGAAACCAACAAAUAAUCAAAGCUUCUGACAUUGUAGUUGGUGAUGUUGCCGUGCUCAACGCUGGCGACCGUGUCCCGGCCGACAUGCGUGUCGUGCAGGCAUCGUCCGACCUUCGUUUUGAUCGCUCUCUCCUGACGGGUGAAAGCGAAAUGGUACCGGGAGCUCUUGAUGCAACAUCCGAGAAUGCUCUGGAGACUCGUAAUCUCGCACUGACUUCUACUUUUGUUGUGCAAGGGACAUGCCAUGGUGUUGUGUUCGCCACGGGAGAUAGGACCGUCAUGGGACGCCUUGUCAAGAUGUCGGGAGAAACAAAGUUCAAGCUUACCACCAUCCAAAAAGAAGUGUGGUUUUUCACCAAAAUCAUUUCGUGUCUCGCACUCUUUUUCUUCAGCUUGUCAAUUCUUCUAUACGGCGUUUGGUUACGGACAACGUAUCCUGGGUAUGAUGCUACCGCAUCUGUUGCCAUCGUGAAUUCAAUUGGCUGCUUGACUGCUUUCGUUCCCCAGGGCCUCCCGAUUUGUGUGGCACUCUCGUUGACUGUUGUUGCCCGUCGCAUGGCUAAACGUCAGGUGUUGGUCAAGAACCUGGCGACCAUCGAGACGUUAGGAUGCAUGUCUGUAUUGUGUUCCGACAAGACAGGCACGUUGACUGAGGGAAAGAUGAUGGUAGAGAACAUUGCCUUCCUUGAUGACGUAUUUGGUGUCGACGAAAUUAACGAGAGAGUUACGAAGGCAUCAGACCCUGCAGUAUUUUCUGCAUUGAAGACACUCCAUCAGAUCGCGAGGCUUUGCAACGGCGCAAAAUUCGACGCAACAACUAACCACCUUCCUGUGCGGGAUCGUGCGAUCAAGGGCGAUCCGACUGAUACUGCCCUUUUACGUUUCUCCGAGGCCCUUUCAAUUCCGGAGCUUGGUGUGGAUGCCAGUACUCUUCAGCAGGAAUAUGAGAAGAAGUUUGAGAUCCCUUUCAAUUCCCGCAACAAAUGGAUGCUUUCCGUGGUUUCCAAGGUCAACACUGCUGAAAAGAACGUAGAGUCGACAUGGAUGUUCGUCAAGGGAGCUCCUGAUGUUUUGUUCCCUUCCUGCGGCAGUGUGCUACAGAGUGAUGGGACGGUCGUCAAGUUGACAAGUAAGGCGAAGCAGACGCUCGCCACGCUUCAAGAGGAUUGGUCAAGCGAAGGCCAACGAGUACUCAUGCUGAAACCCAUAGAAGAAAUCAAGACUGGACUUCAGCCGAACGACAUGGAAGAUCUCAUGUACUCGGAAAUGUGCGAUUUAACUUUGGUUGGCCUAGUUGGAAUUCGCGAUCCCCCUCGCCCGGAUGUAUUGCCAUCGAUUGGUGUUAUUCGACGAGCUGGAGUUCGGGUCUUUAUGGUCACUGGUGAUUUUAAGCUUACUGCUCUAGCUAUUGCACGCCAGGUUGGUAUCAUUACCCAGCAUGCUGUUGACACCAUCCAGGAUGUCCGAGCCGCUGCAUCUGAGAAGGUCUCGCCGAAAGAUUAUUAUCUUAUCAAGCCAUCCGAUGAUGAUCCUAUCCGCUCCCUAGUACUUACAGGAGAAGAUGUCGCAUCUCUCACACCGUUUGACUGGAAUGUCAUCGUCGGGCAAUACACUGAAAUUGUGUUUGCCCGCACCACGCCUGAUCAAAAGAUGAGGAUCGUCGAGGAAAUCAAGGCCCGCGGCGACAAUACUGUAGGCUGUGACUGCGGUAGUGAUGUGGCCAAAGAAGCUGCCGCCUUGAUUUUGUUGAAGAAUGACUUUGCUUCCAUCCCUGUCGCGAUAGAGAUGGGCCGGCUGGUCUUUGAUAACCUGAAGAAAGUCACAUUGUAUCUCAUGCCUGCCGGAAGUUAUUCGGAAUUCAUGGCGGUCCUCGCAUACGUAUUAAUGGGCAUGCAGCUUCCCAUGAACUCGUAUCAACAAGUCUGCUAUUGCAUCACCAACGAUGUCAUCAUGUCCAUCUCGCUAAUGUAUGAGCAGCCGGAGUGGGACUUGAUGCGGCGCAAACCACGCAACGCCAGGACCGACAGGCUUACGGAUUGGCGCCUUUUCUUCCAUGUCUACUUGUUCUAUGGACUGAUGUUAUGGCCCUGCGCGAUGGCGAUGUGGUUCUUGUACAUGAGUCAACACGGCUUCAGAUUCUAUGACGUUAUCUUGGCUUUCAACAAUUGGGGGGCAAACCAACCUCUUCUCACCCUCGAACAACUAACCGAGCUCGUCUACGUUGGUGAAUCCAUUUACUAUGUGACGGUGGCCAUCGGACAGUACGGGACUCUUCUAUCGGUUCGCAACCGCCGAGUAUCGAUACUGCAAUCAAAUCCUCUAUGGGGCCCGCGUCGCAACUUGCUGGUACUUGUCGGCAUGACGGGUACGAUAUUGAUCUGCAUCGUGAACCUCUAUGGAGCUGGCUUCCAGCGGGUGUUUUACAUGAGGCCUAUCCCUGGGAUGUUCUGGGGUCUUCCAUUCACCUUUGCUUUGGGGAUCUUGCUCGUGGACGAAACUCGCAAAGCCAUUGUGAGGAGAUACCCGAAGUCUUUCGUUGCGUGGAUGGCAUGGUGA
Molecule: messenger RNA, 3090 nt
Organism: Suillus subaureus
Lineage: Eukaryota; Fungi; Basidiomycota; Agaricomycetes; Boletales; Suillaceae
Exons: 16
Coding region: 1-3090 (1029 amino acids)
Biological process (GO): sodium ion export across plasma membrane; intracellular potassium ion homeostasis; proton transmembrane transport
Cellular component (GO): membrane
Molecular function (GO): ATP binding; ATP hydrolysis activity; P-type sodium:potassium-exchanging transporter activity
Source: RefSeq, a predicted model, not a curated record